UGCGGCUGGACUGGCAGAAGAAAGGACUGACUCCCGCUUAAAAUUUCUCUCUCCUCAUUUAAAUAUUUUGGAUUUUCUCUCUCUCUGCUCGUGGAAGAGCAGGCAGAGAACGAGCUGCACUUCCUCUGUUUCGUUCUCAGCGCAUCCGCCUCCGCCCUCUCGUCUAAUCUUCCGUCGACGACUUGCUUUCCGCUCUGCUCGAAGCUGGUCCAUCCUGGUCGGUCGUCCGUCAUCAUCUUCACUCCGCUGAUUCGAAGAUCGUAGAAAUCGGAGACGCCGGCGAUUUGGUGAUGAACACUUCAAGGGAAGGAGCUUCGAUCGGAGAUGGCGGCCAAUCAUCGCAACGAGGCGAGCGGCGGCGGCGUCGGCAGAAGGGGAGAGUCGGUGGUCGUGGAGGGCGGCGUGGAGUGCGGCCGGCCGGGGAGCUUUUGCGAGUACUGCAGAUCGCCAAAUGGGUCCACCGUUUCUCACGGAUGGGCCACUAGUUUGUCUGCUUAUGAAAGCGUUGUGGAUUCAAAUAUUCCUUUCUUUAAUGUUGUUAUUGAGAUGACUGAUGUUGGUCACGAAACUCGGUCGUGUAAGAAAGCCCAGAUUAUGAGGCUUGAAAUUCUAAUCAUGUAUUGCACCAAAAAGCAGAGCACAUGCAAGAUAUCAUGGGAUUGCUCUUUAAAUACAUUGACAUCUUACACCAGUCUGGCGUUUGCGAGUGGAUUUAUGACGAGCUCAUCCUGUGCAAGAGGACAACCAGAUGCUCUCUGGACUCUUUGAUGGUCGCCUUGCGAUGCCUUUACCUGCAUUUUGUUUGUGGAAUCACUUAGUCAAGAAUGAGAGAAGCGAUUAUUGGGCCAAAUUUUGGACUUUCAAAAAUUUGUUGUAAUUGGCAAGAGUUGACCCUUCUUCAUCUCAUACCGUUCUUUUAGUGUAUUAGGGAUUGAUGAGCAUCUUCGUGAAAAUAACUAAAAAAGACAGCUGAGUAUCUGGAGUGCAGGUUCAAUAUGUGCCCGAUAUCCUAUAAGUUAAGAAAUAAGUUGCACAGUUCUCUAUUAUACUUGUGUCAAUUUCCUAUCCGCGGCCUCAUUUUGUCAUGCAUGAUUGCCAUCAAACUAGUUUCAUUUUCUAUCAAUAACUGCUGAUUCCUGGUUAGUUUUAGCACAUUCAUCAACUGAGGUAAGAGUGGAAUGAUAUACAAUGCCUGCAUCAACCUAUAGAUUUUUUGCUUGUGGCUAUUGGUUAUUCAUUUUUUCUGUCCCAUGCCAGCAUAUAGAUACUUUAUCUUGCUACAGAAGGCCCCAGCCCACUACCCAUCCAAGGUUUCUUGAAUGUGUUAUGAAUUAUUCUGACUAUCUGAUUUGCCUGCCUGGGUGAGAGAAUCAGCUUCUUUUAUGUAGAGAGUUCUAGCCAUAGGAAAAAAAUACACACAUAUAUGUACAUUUAUUUUGUGUGUGUAUUUACAUACAUAUACAAAUCGGGCAUUGAUUCAAUGCAGAAAUAUUUUUUCACAUCCUUAUUCCUCCAGUAAGUGGGGUUCUCCAUUUACAACAUGCUCACUCUUUU
Messenger RNA from Eucalyptus grandis, 1554 nucleotides. RefSeq lists its product as uncharacterized. Bases 325 to 768 code for a protein of 147 amino acids. The record is from RefSeq and is a predicted model, not a curated record. The transcript has 4 exons. NCBI's taxonomy places the organism in Eukaryota, Viridiplantae, Streptophyta, Magnoliopsida, Myrtales, Myrtaceae.